This is a messenger RNA of Castor canadensis (American beaver), 5440 nucleotides long. The record is from RefSeq and is a predicted model, not a curated record. NCBI's taxonomy places the organism in Eukaryota, Metazoa, Chordata, Mammalia, Rodentia, Castoridae.
ACUGUAUUAGAUUACCGGAUUAUUUAGGCAAGUUAACUAUUUUCAAAAUAAGUAAAAUUAACUUGUCUCUCUGGCAAAGCUUGUCAUCCAGUUUUAGAAUCUUGAUCUUAAAUGCCAGCUAGAUCUAGCCACUAUAAAUGAGUAGCUGCCCAGCCACUCAGACAGGCAGGAGUUGAUCGAGGAGCAAUUCUCAGUCUUAAAGCAGAAGGUGGAGCCAGGAGGUGAGCGAGCCCCGGUCCCCCAUGACUGAUGUCUGCAAGAUUUCUCAGGAAUGCCAUUGGAGGGCAGGCAGUGAGCUUAUGCUUCUCCUUUACCUCUGAGGACUGUGCUGGCUACGGUAGAAGAAGACCAAGCAAGCCCACUCCAGGUCAGGCCACAGGACGGCUUGUGAUGUAUGCAGACAUUGCCUGGUGGUUUGGAAAUCAGAGGAAGAUGAAGGCUCGGGCCCCCCUGCCCCCUGGCAAGCCUGCUACCCUGAGUGUGCAUGGUGAACAGAACCCUGCAGCCCUUGGCUCACAGCAGAACCUGGUCCACAUGAAGGAGGCGCUGCGGAAUAGCACCCUGGAUGUUACUGUGGUUCUGCCCAGUGGGCUGGAGAAGCAGAGUGUGGUGAAUGGGAGCCAUGCGAUGAUGGACCUAUUGGUUGAACUCUGCCUUCAGAACCACCUGAAUCCUUCCCACCAUGCCCUUGAAGUUCGGUCUUCGGAAACCCAACAGCCUUUGAGUUUUAAGCCAAAUACUUUAAUUGGGACCUUGAAUGUGCACACUGUGUUUCUGAAAGAGAAAGUUCCUGAAGAGAAGGUUAAGCCUGGCCUGCCUAAGAUGCCAGAGAAAUCGGUGCGUUUGGUAGUGAAUUACCUGCGGACCCAGAAAGCUGUCGUGCGUGUGAGCCCAGAGGUGCCACUGCAGAAUAUUCUGCCAGUCAUUUGUGCGAAGUGCGAGGUCAGCCCAGAUCACGUGGUUCUGCUCAGGGACAACGUGGCUGGGGAGGAGCUGGAGCUGUCCAAAUCCCUGAAUGAGUUGGGCAUAAAGGAACUGUAUGCCUGGGACAACAGAAGAGAAACAUUUAGAAAAUCAUCACUUGGCAAUGAUGAGACAGAUAAAGAGAAGAAAAAAUUUCUGGGAUUUUUCAAAGCCAAUAAAAGAAGCAAUAGUAAGGCUGAGCAGCUUGGGCUGUCAGGCGCAGACAGUGAUGAGGAGGCCACCCAGUCAGCCUCACAAAGGGGCAUGAACGGCUGCUUAACAACGCCCAACUCCCCAUCCAUGAAUUCGAGGUCCCUUACGCUGGGUCCGUCCAUUUCACUGGGCAACAUCUCAGCGGUAUCCCUCAAGUCGGAGAUGAAGAAGCGCCGAGCUCCUCCUCCUCCAAGCCCAGGGCCACCAGCUCAAGACAGGGCAUCGGAAAAGGUAUCUCUUGGCUCCCAGGUUGAUCUGCAGAAGAAGAAGCGACGGGCACCUGCUCCCCCUCCGCCACAGCCACCACCACCAAGUCCCCAGGUCCCCAACCGCCAGGAGGCCAGGGAGGAGAACAGGAAGAGCACAGUGGGUGCUGGACGGCAGGUGCCACAAAAGCCGCCCAGAGGCACGGCUCGGGGCCCACCCCAGUUAGUGCUACCCCCGCCCCCACCUUACCCUCCUCCUGACACAGACGUGGUGGAGCCUCUCUGCUUUCCAGGGGAAGGUGCUGCUUCCCAGGCCUCAGAGCUGAGACCCAAACUAAGCCUGCCCCUGGGACCUGCUGGUCACUGCAGUGUGGAUGGAGUCCCGCCUCUGCCACCAGAGGCCGAGGAGACAGGGUCCGUGGGCAGCUGUUUCGCCUCAGAGGACACAACUGAAGACUCAGGGGUGAUGAGCUCCCCCUCGGACAUUGUCUCUCUGGACUCCCAACAUGACAGCCUGAAGUCCAAGGAUAAGUGGGCCACAGACCAGGAGGACUGCAGUGACCAGGACCUUGCAGGAACCCCAGAACUGGGUCCACAAAAGAGCCCAUCAUGGGAGAGGGAUGGCUCUGGAAAUUCACAUCUGAGGACUGAGAAAGCUGCCAUUCCCUCAAAUCAUGAUGAAGACCUACUCAUUACUGGACAAUUCCAUAAAACCCUGGAAGAACUUGAUGAGGACCUGGAAGAAAUGGAAGAGAGUUAUGAGUCAGACAUCAGCUCUCUAACCAACUCUAUAAAUGGUGUGCCCCACCACUGCAUGCAAGAGACCAUAAUUCCCUAUGGUGAUGUGGAUACAAUUCCAGUAACAUUCAUUGGAGAAGUUUCUGAUGAACCUAUGGAUUCCGGGCUGCCUUCCAAUAGAAAUAACAAUGCUGGUUCUUUUGACAUGGGGGGUGUUGCCAGCAGGAGAGCCCACCUGCUCCCAUUUCAGGCUAAGCACAGCCAGCCACAUGGAGGGACAAGGGAAGAAAGACCUGAUCCCUACCCACUUUCCCAGGACAUCAGAAAGGGAAUCCAAUCACCCUUAGCCAAUGUUUCUGAAGAUGGGACUCCAAUUAAAAUGGGGCUCAAGGUGACUUCUUUUGCCUCAAAACUUUACAAAGAUGACCUAAAUACAAAGGGGAAAGGCAAGGUACAUGGCUCUGUUCACAAUGAGCAGACACAGGCCACCCAGAGAGUAACUUCACAGCCAGGCAAUGAAAAGGACAGUGAUGAUGAAAACCCUGCCUUUGCACCACCACCAUGGUCUCAGCGAGGCCAAGUCCCAGGAGGAAGUUAUGGACUUAAGUAUGGCCUCACAACAUAUAAAAUUAUUCCUCCCAAGUCAGAGAUGAGGUGUUAUGAUAGGGACGUGUCCCUGUCCACGGGCGCCAUUAAGAUCGACGAGCUGGGGAAUCUGGUGAAUCCCCACAUGAGUGGAAGAAGGGCCACAUCCCUCUCGUCAACAGUAGUUGAAACAGAAACUCAACCCAUUGGGAAAGUCAAAGAGUUCUGGAGGUGUAACUCAAUGGAAAAGCAUGUGAGCCAACCCACAGAGAGCUCAGCCAAGUGGACCCCCUCCACUAACACCACUACCGCCACCACCACCAUGCCAGCAAAGCCACAGCAAGAAAAUAGACUCAAGGCAACCCCUACAAUAACCCCAGACCAACAGCCAUCUGGCCACCAAGAAUACAGCGUACCCCUGGAGGAGGGGAGAAGCCAGCAGCCCUCAGCAAUCACUUGUCACAUGAAAGUGCCAGCAGCUAACAGCACAGAAAUCACGUUCCUCAAGCCUCACAGAAGAACGUCCAGCCAGUAUGUGGCCUCUGCUAUUGCCAAGCGGAUAGGACCCAUGAAAGUCCUCACUGAUGUGGUGCAGCAACAUAAAAAUGCUGAGAAGGGUCACAAAGACAGAAGACCAAAGCUGGUAGGACCGCCUCCCACUGUGAAAGACAACUCGGCCCUCAACCCAUACUCAGAGGCACAAGGACAAAAGCAUGAUAUGAAGCAGACCUCUGCCCACCAUCACAGUGAUCCUAGGGCAGAUUCAGCAGCAGGAUCCCAUUCCAAAGAGGAGGUCAGAAGCCCAUAUGGAAAGUCGUCCACUCAAGACUGUCCUGCUGCUGUCCACAGAAGUUCUUAUUUCCCACUAGUCAGAUCUUCCCAGAGGGAUUGUAUUUCUGUGGGGCAGAGCUGUGGUUUCAAUGCAAAGCAAAGCCCAAGUAACCAAAAGACCAGCUCAGCAUCUGACCCCAUGUGCCCACUGGACAGGGCACACCCUCUUCCUCCACACUUGCCAGAUGCUCAGAGUUCUGGCAAAACACUGGAGAAUGGCUCUACCUGGGUCCCAGGCAACAGUGAGCCCCCUUGUUCUCCAAAAGUGUCUGCCGCUACUAACUACAUUGUCCAAGAAACCAAGGAAAAACCCAAUGUGUUCUCUUCAGCUGUUCAUGAAACAGACGGUUCUUUGCCACCUAGCAUAUUUGGGCCAAUGAAAAAAUUCAAGCCUGUUGUUCAGAGGCCAGUUCCAAAAGACACUUCCCUACACAGCACCCUGAUGGAAGCCAUCCAUUCAGCCGGAGGGAAGGACAGCCUCCGCAAGACUCCAGAACACACCUCAGACAGAAGGCCAAAGAAACCAUCCUACAUGGAGGCAGAGAGUGAGCGAUCAGCACUGCUCGCAGCCAUCCGGGGGCACAGUGGUGCUCACAGCCUGAGGAAGGUGUCAUCUCUUGCCUCCGAGGAGCUCCAGAGCUUCCGAGAUGCUGUUGUCAGCCCGGGUUCACAAAGUUGUCAACAAGAAGACCUUGGCCUUUCACCCCCACAAGCCUUGCCUCCACCUCCACUUUCACCUCAUGCCUUCCAGGCCCCAUCAGCAGCAAGGAUGGCUUCUAGGUCCAGCAUGGGCACCCUCAGCAACCCAGUAGAUGCCAGGCAAGCCUUGAUGGAUGCCAUCCGUUCUGGCACAGGGGCUGCAAGGCUGAAAAAGGUGCCCUUGCUCGUGUGAAUCGUGCACUACAGUCACAUGCCUGCAGAAACCCUCCUGUAGGAUGCCAGAAUCAUCACCCAAGGGACCCAUGAGGCCGGUAACAUCAAGAUGUGGUGUCACUUUCUUGUGUCCAGGCCAAAGCGCACCCAGUGGAUUUUUGGUGUUCCUGCAUCGUGGUUGGAAAGGGGAGGCUGUGUUGCUAUGCGGCUUGUGUGCCAAGGAAACGUGUUUUCCUCUGAACACUUAGUGUUGCCAAUAAACUAUUCUUGUUGGCAGGUUAAUGGGAACAUAAACGCUGGAGCCCAACAAGGGCACUAAUUAUGUUUAUGGGACAGUGAGAAGAAUCAUGCCUUAGAUUGAUUUUGAACCUUUGAGACUUUGACUACACAGGGAUGGUUAAAAUCAUUUACUUGUUUAAAAUUGUUUGAACACUAAGGGGGAAAAGCAUAAAUCAACAGAAGCAGUUGGAAAACUACUUGCCUCGCACAAUGCUAUGUGUUUUGGGGGUAAGAAGAGAGUUGAAAGAUGUUUGCAAAGAUGACCUUUGCUGGGUAAUAAAAGUUUUAGAUUCUUCUAUUCCUUUUUUCUGCCACUUUUUCUAUUAGAAUAUAUCAAUUUUACAAAAUCAGUUAGAUACUUAUUCCUCAGAUAUUUGAGGCCAAUACCUCACAGAAGGUCUCAGGCCAUGAUCUGACCAUCCAAGCUUUGAAAAAUCAACAAGUGCCACCCAGCAUAAUAGCCCUACUUGAUUGUGUAAACACGAUCUUCCCAAGGUGGCAGAGAUCCCCAGGGGGGCUGUGAAGUACAGCAGGCCACCCUGAGGGAACCUGUGUACGGAGCCCAGGGACUUCACUGGGAACCUUCUGAAAUCCUGCAGAAGACAAAGUUGAGGGAUGCUGGGUGCCCUCAUGUCACAGACAGUGGGUCCAAGAUACACUUUAUACUUCAUGGCUUGGAUUUGAUCUUGCAUUUCCCCUCACAGUGCCCUGUAUUCUAUGACAGUCAUCUUGUAGCACAUGGUGCUCAGUCA